UCUUCAUGUUGCAGUGUUGUCCUAUCUUCACACGCAUAAUCCAUUCCUUUUAAUUGUUGACAUACGGCCUUUAAUAUAUUAGGUGAUUGUGUGAGAUGGCCACUGCAACCUGCACUAGACCACUGGAAAAAGUCGGAACAUGGUCCAACAUCUUUCCAACGGAGCAAGUUACUGAGACCCAGUCGUGUCUGUUUGUGAAGAAGUUACUGGCUGUGGCUGUAUCGAAUGUAACAUACCUUCGGGCCAUAUUCCCUGAGCAUGCUUUUGGUGAUAGGUGUCUGGAGGAUCUAAACUUAAAAAUUCUCCGUGAUGACAGCACCUGUCCUGGAGCCUGUCAGGUCAUCAAGUGGGUCAAAGGAUGUUUUGAUGCUUUGGACAAGAAAUUUUUGCGGAUGCUGAUAAUUGGGAUCUAUCUUGACCCAGAAGAUCCUGACACUGUCAUUGAGUCUUACACAUUCAAGUUCUCCUUCAACAACGAGGGGAUUGACAUCUAUCGGAACAACAAGAAGAUAUCCAGCGCCCAUUCAGCAGCUGAGACGAAGAAGGCCACCAUUAGGCUGCUGAGGACAAUUGUUGUUCUCACACAGACGUUGAAGUCUCUCCCUGAUGAUGUCAUGAUGACAAUGAAACUGCUCUACUAUGACGAUAUUACACCAGAGGAUUAUGAACCACCAGGUUUCCAGUCAGCUGAUUCUGAUUACUUCACCUUUGAAGACGAACCGAUGAACAUCAGGGUGGGAGAUGUAUCGACUCCAUUCCACACUGUGAAGUUACGUAUCAAGACAGACAGCAAACAGUUUGAGUUGAAGGAAGAUGACGAAGAAGCUGAACAACUCAUCAAUGAUAUGGCGUUUGAUCAAGAUGACAGCAUGGCUCAAGAUGAAAGAGACCGGUAUCCUAGUUCAGCGAAGCAGCCAGAAACCUGUGAUGACAUUCCAGAGACCAUGAUGAGUCCGGCAAAACCCUCACCAGGAGUUGAUACCACAGGAUCAGAGUCUCAGAGAUCACAGGUUGACGACGGCGAGGAACAGGGUGUAUGCUGCCCAUGUGGCUGUAAUGAGGACGAUGGCCUGAUGGUCCUGUGUGCUAUCUGCAAGUAUUGGCAACAUGGUGUCUGCUUCAAAGUCCUCUGUGAAGCUGAGGCACCCGAGACACACAUCUGUGAUAGCUGUGCAGUGAAAGAAGAAAUGAAGUGCACUGAUCCAUAUCUCACUGGAAAAUCUCCUGUUGUCAUUCAGGGCACUUGUCUGUGGAGACGAGCCAUCCUUGCCUGUACAGAGAUUAGCAGGAUUGUGGUGGUCAACUUUGCCAGGCGACUCGGUGUGGAGAUGACUGUUGCCUCGGGAUUAAUCCAUAGGUUGGAGAAGGAAGGCUUCUUGAAAGUACCAGGAAAGGGAAAAAGACUGGGUAAAGUUGUACAGACUGAGAAGCUGCAGGCUGGCAUCAAGAAGUAUUUUGGCAAGUCCUUGAAUGAUACCAGUGCCCCAGAAGGGCAAGAGGCAGUUGUUGAUGAAGAGCUGGUGAACCCUAUCAAUGCCCAGAUCCAAGAACAGCUUACUCAGACCAGCAGUCAGCCGUCGCAGCCUGUAGAUGAGAUCGAGAAACUUGCCUCCAAGACUGAGAGCAUCAACCUGAGCGGCCGCAGAAAGAAAGGCAAGAAACAGAACAUGGUGGACAAACCACAAGAGAUGGAGCAAGGGGAGACGGUGCAAGUAGAAAUAGUGGAAAAGGAAAUGGUAAAAACUACUGAAAUCGAGAAGCCAAACAAAUUACGUGGAAGGAAGAGGGCCGUGUCGCAGGUUGAUCAGAGUCAUGAAUUUGAUGUAAGUGACAGCCAGGAACAAGAGGUACGGCCCAAGAGAAGACGAUCCAGUAUUGCAACAAAACCAAUCAUGGUUUGAAAGCAAACGCUGAAACCUGCCUAUGACAGAUACUUCUGUCGUCAAUGCAUUUGAUAUACAUGUAGAUUGUACAUCAGCUAUUCAAUUGUGCCAAAAUAUUGUAUUGUUCUGACAAAUUCAUAUUCUGAAUUAGUUUUGUUGUUAUUGUUCUCCUGGUCCUACAAGAGCUGGGCAUCCAUAAAGUUGUUUUUAGUA
This is a messenger RNA of Lineus longissimus, 2096 nucleotides long. Its product is annotated as HORMA domain-containing protein 1-like. The coding region runs from base 96 to 1901 and encodes 601 amino acids. NCBI's taxonomy places the organism in Eukaryota, Metazoa, Nemertea, Pilidiophora, Heteronemertea, Lineidae. The record is from RefSeq and is a predicted model, not a curated record. The transcript is spliced from 18 exons.